Molecule: messenger RNA, 837 nt
Organism: Staurois parvus
Lineage: Eukaryota; Metazoa; Chordata; Amphibia; Anura; Ranidae
Source: the annotation of a GenBank genome assembly
AUGUUUUUCCUACAAAACAAACACUUAUCGUACAUCAGAGAUCUCACACGGGGGAGAAGCCAUAUUCCUGUCCUGAGUGCGGGAAAUGUUUUUCAAAUAAGUCCCAUCUUCAGUCACAUCAAAGAUCUCACACGGGGAGAAAGCCGUAUUCCUGUCCUGAGUGCGGGAAAUGUUUUUCACAUAAUUCCAAUCUUCACACACAUCAGAGAUCUCACACGGGGGAGAAGAAGCCGUAUUCCUGUCCUGAGUGCGGGAAAUGUUUUUCACAGAAGUAUAAUCUUCUUACUCACAUCAAGAUCUCACACGGGGAGAAGCCGUAUUCCUGUCCUGAGUGCGGGAAAUGUUUUUCACAAAAUCCCAAUCUUCACACACAUCAGAGAUCUCACACGGGGGAGAAGCCGUAUUCCUGUCCUGAGUGUGGGAAAUGUUUUUCAAAUAAGUCCUAUCUUCCCACACAUCGAGAUCUCACACGGGGGAGAAAGCCGUAUUCCUGUCCUGAGUGCGGGAAAUGUUUUUCAGCGAAGUCCUAUCUUCACAAACAUCAGAGAUCUCACACGGGGGAAAAACCCGUAUUCCUGUCCUGAGUGCGGGAAAUGUUUUUCAGUGAAGUCCCAUCUUAACACACAUCAGAGAUCUCACACGGGGGAAAAGCCAUAUUCCUGUCCUGAGUGCGGGAAAAUGUUUUUUCAUAUAAGUCCAAACUUAACACACAUCAGAGAUCUCACACGGGGGAGAAGCCGUAUUCCUGUCCUGAGUGCGGGAAAAUGUUUUUUCCAUAAGUCCAACUUCAGACAUCAGAGAUCUCACACAGGGGGGAAAGCCGUAUUCCUGUCCUGA